Capsicum annuum is the source of this 2149-nucleotide messenger RNA. Its product is annotated as GDP-L-galactose phosphorylase 2. The record is from RefSeq and is a predicted model, not a curated record. NCBI's taxonomy places the organism in Eukaryota, Viridiplantae, Streptophyta, Magnoliopsida, Solanales, Solanaceae. Gene Ontology annotation, biological process: glucose metabolic process. Bases 550 to 1872 code for a protein of 440 amino acids. Gene Ontology annotation, cellular component: cytoplasm. Gene Ontology annotation, molecular function: GDP-D-glucose phosphorylase activity. The transcript has 5 exons.
UCUAUAUAUAUACUAGAGUAAGUACCACAUAAUCUACCUUUAGAAAAUUAAAAAAAAAAUCCAAACAAGGCGUAAACAAAAGGAUGAUGCUUAUAUAAAAGCAGUGGAAUCUUCCAAUCAUAUACUACAACUGUUUCACCAAAAGUACAUCUGGAAAGAGCGGCAAAGGAGACACCACGGAAGCACCAACCCCUCCACCCCCGGCCAUUAAAUUCCAGAAGAACAUCUUCCUCGGAAUCAUCGAUGAAGGAUUAUUGCCGUCGUUGAAACAAGAAAUUCAAUCACGGCUAUUCUUGGAUCAUUCGUUUUUAUCUUCACAAUUCAUCAUCAACAAGGCAAAGUGUUGAUCGAUAAUCCAACACUUCUGGUGGACGAUAAGCACCGUACCCCUUCCCCUCACGGCGGUAGGGGUGCCUCUCCUGCUGAAGGCGGUUGCCCUUCCGAUCUCCUCUUCCUCGCCGGCGGCGGUCCACCUCUCUCUUAGACUUUUCUUGUAAGAAUUGUUAUAAAUAUUAUUUCUUUUGAAUUAUUCAUUGAAGAACAGGAGCAAUGUUGACUAUAAAGAGGGUGCCCACAGUAGUUUCAAACUACCAAGAGGACGUUCUUCUUGAAAGUAACGUCGUUGGUUGUGGCAGAAAGUGCCUUGGAAAAUGCUGCUUGCCUGUUUCCAUGCUUCCUCUAUACUCAUUCAAGAAUGAUGACAAUGAGCCAAUGGAACAUAAUAUUCAUACCUUACCUGAGGAGGAGUAUCAGAUAUCAUUCUUAAACAAUUUGCUGUUAGGUCUAUGGGAGGAGCGGAUGAGCCAGGGACUAUUUCGAUAUGACGUGACAACCUGUGAAACAAAGGUCAUUCCUGGGAAAUGUGGUUUUAUUGCACAGCUGAAUGAGGGGCGCCACCUAAAGAAGCGCCCAACAGAGUUUCGCAUUGAUAAGGUUCUUCAGCCUUUUGAUGAGAACAAAUUCAACUUUACCAAAGUGGGACAGGACGAAGUGCUUUUCAGGUUUGAACCAAGCACUGACUACAAACGGCGUUACUUUUCGGGCAUGGGAGUAGACGCUGGUAUUUCACCUAGUAUUGUUGCUAUCAAUGUGAGCCCUAUUGAGUAUGGCCACGUGCUUUUGAUACCUCGAGUUCUUGAUUGUUUACCUCAGAGAAUUGGUCGUGAUACUUUCACAAUUGCUCUCCAUUUUGCCAGAGAAAUGGCAGAUCCCUUCUUUAGGGUAGGUUAUAACAGUUUGGGCGCUUUUGCUACCAUUAACCACCUCCACUACCAGGCAUAUUACUUGUCAGUUCCAUUUCCAGUUGAGAAAGCACCAGUACGGAAGAUACUGGCAAGGAAGGGGCUGGGUGGCGCUGGAGUGAUUGUUUCGAAGUUAUUAAAUUACCCUGUGAGAGGUUUUACUUUUGAGGGAGAAAAUGGAAGUACCAUCCGUGAUUUGUCUGAGGUUGUUGUCAAUUCCUGCAUCUCCCUUCAGAAUAAAAACAUCCCUUUCAACAUUCUCAUUGCUCAGUGUGGAAAGAAGAUUUUUCUGUUUCCCCAGUGUUAUGCAGAGAAGCAAGCUCUUGGAGUUGUAGACCAAGGGCUCCUCGAUACUCAGGUGAACCCCGCUGUGUGGGAAAUUAGUGGACAUAUGGUGCUUAAGCGAACAAAGGAUUACGAAGAUGCAUCAGAGAAACUUGCAUGGAAACUUCUUUCUGAGGUUUCCUUAUCGGAGGAGAAAUUUGAAGAGGUGAAGGGCUAUAUUUCUGAAGCUGCUAAUUUGGAAGAAAUGGAGGAGGAUAAAAGCAUCAACCCAGAUAAGGAAAUUCCAGAUUCUCCUGGUCCGAGAGUGGCCUCACAUGUGCCUCAAGAUUGUUUGGUGCUACACUGAAGAAUUGAGGCAUGCUCUUGCAGGAUCUAAUAAAGGUUGAAGUAUCUAGUGUAUGGUUGAUACUUUAUGUGCUGUCUUUGCAGCUUCUUGUUUGAUAUUGUCUUGUUAGUUGGAGUUGGUAAACUAAUCCCCGAAUAGCGUUUUUUUUCUUUUUUUGGUUAACCCGAAUAGCGUUGUUAAUGCCUGCGAGCUGCGGCCUUUGGCAGGGUUGUUUAAUAAAUAUUGCUGUACCUUCUUUGUUGGUUUUAUAACUGAUCAUAUUAGCAAAUGUUCCUAA